Messenger RNA from Salvia miltiorrhiza (redroot sage), 2613 nucleotides. Its product is annotated as subtilisin-like protease SBT1.6. Gene Ontology annotation, biological process: proteolysis. Gene Ontology annotation, molecular function: serine-type endopeptidase activity. The transcript has a single exon. The record is from RefSeq and is a predicted model, not a curated record. The coding region runs from base 208 to 2505 and encodes 765 amino acids. Lineage: Eukaryota; Viridiplantae; Streptophyta; Magnoliopsida; Lamiales; Lamiaceae.
AAUCAUGUCCCCAUAUAUCUCACUAAUAAUCACUUUGUUUGUAAUUAAUCAUUUAUUUAACAUGCAACAACAUUGAUUACUAAGGAUUAAAACAAACAAGUACGGCUUAAAUCACUGAUGAUACACAAUAUAUAACUGAUUCACAAAAUGGUAAUCACUCCAUCUUCUCUCACUAAAACUCUCUCUCUCUGUAGCUACUAGCCAGGCAUGGUUCUUCAUCUUCUUCAACUGCUACUGCUGAUUCUUUCACUCGCACAAUCCUCAGCAGAUGACGGAACAGUCAAAACCUACAUCAUCAGAGUAGACACUUCAUCCAAGCCCUCCAUUUUCCCAACUCAUCUGCACUGGUACACCGCCGAGUUCACCGACCCCUCCGCCAUCCUCCACACCUACGACACCGUUUUCCACGGCUUCUCCGCCGUCCUCACUCCAUCUCGACUCGCCGCCAUUCGCCGCCACCCUUCCGUCCUCACCGCCUUCCAAGACCACCGCCGCCAACUCCACACCACUCGCUCUCCCCAAUUCCUCGGCCUCCGCAACCAGCGCGGCCUAUGGUCGGAAUCCGAUUACGGCUCCGAUGUCAUCAUUGGAGUCUUCGACACCGGAAUUUGGCCGGAGCGGCGGAGCUUCUCCGACCGCAAUCUCGGCCCUGUUCCCAGACGGUGGCGAGGAACGUGUCACACAGGCGUCAAAUUCAGCGCAAGUAAUUGCAACAGAAAAAUUAUCGGAGCUAGGUUUUUCGCCAAAGGCCAUGAGGCGGCGGGAGUCGGCAACCCUGCGGUCGCCGGAAUCAACGAGACGAUCGAGUUUAAGUCGCCGAGAGAUGCCGAUGGACACGGCACGCACACUGCUUCCACCGCAGCCGGGAGAUAUGUUUACAGAGCUAGCAUGGAGGGGUACGCCGCCGGCAUAGCCAAAGGUGUAGCGCCGAAAGCUCGUUUGGCUAUCUAUAAAGUGUGCUGGAAGGAUGCAGGCUGCUUCGAUUCUGAUAUCUUAGCUGCAUUCGACGCCGCCGCCAACGACGGAGUCGACGUUAUCUCGAUUUCUAUCGGCGGCAGCGACGGCAUUUCCUCGCCGUACUACCUGGACCCGAUCGCGAUAGGGUCAUAUGGCGCCGUAUCGAGGGGGAUUUUCGUUUCCUCCUCGGCCGGCAACGACGGGCCUAAUGGAAUGUCGGUGACUAAUCUCGCCCCCUGGCUCACCACAGUCGGAGCUGGAACGAUUGAUCGGAAUUUCCCGGCGGAUGUGAUUCUCAGGGACGGGAGAAACUUCUCCGGCGUGUCUCUGUACGCCGGAAAGCCACUGAAAGGCAAAAUGUACCAUGUCGUAUAUCCGGGAAAGUUAGGGUUGCUCUCUGCCUCCCUCUGUUUGGAGAACUCGCUCGAUCCUAAUCAAGUUCGGGGUAAAAUCGUCAUCUGCGAUCGCGGCAGCAGCCCACGUGUCGCCAAGGGAUUGGUGGUGAAGAAAGCCGGAGGCGUCGGAAUGAUCCUCGCCAACGGAGCUUCCAACGGCGAGGGUUUAGUCGGAGACGCUCAUUUGAUUCCAACCUGCGCCCUUGGCUUUUCCCAAGGAGUUGGAAUCAAGGCUUAUCUAGCUUCCAAUCCAAAAGCAAAAGCAACCAUCAGAUUCCGCGGCACGGUGAUCGGAACCAAACCAGCGCCGGUGGUGGCGUCAUUCUCCGGCAGGGGUCCGAACGGGCAGAACCCGGAGAUCCUAAAGCCCGAUCUGAUCGCCCCCGGCGUCAACAUCUUAGCUGCAUGGACGGAGGCAGUGGGGCCGACGGGUCUGGAUUCGGACACCCGGAAAGCAGAGUUCAACAUCUUGUCCGGAACUUCCAUGGCUUGCCCUCACGUGAGCGGCGCGGCGGCGCUGCUGAAAUCGGCUCACCCCGAUUGGAGCCCGGCGGUGAUCAGGUCGGCAAUGAUGACGACGGCGAGCGUGGGGGACAACUCCAUGAACCCGAUGAUCGACGAGGCCAGCAAAAAGGCGGCGACUCCGUACGAUUACGGCGCCGGGCACUUGAACCUGGAACUAGCCAUGGAUCCGGGGCUGGUCUACGACCUCACCAACGACGACUACGUUAGUUUCCUGUGUGCCAUCCAGUACGGGCCCAAGACGAUCCAGGUGAUCACGCGCUCGCGGGUGAAUUGCCCGAUGAGGAAGCCGUUGCCGGAGAAUCUCAACUAUCCGUCCAUCGCGGCGGUGUUUCCGGCGGGCGGGUCGUCGAGCCAGAUGUUUUUCCGGAUGGUGACAAACGUUGGGGAGGCGAACGCGGUGUACCGGGUCAGGGUCGACCCGCCAAAGGGGGUGGAGGUGAGCGUGAAGCCAAGGAAGCUGGUAUUUUCGGAGAUAAAUAGGAGGCUGGGUUACUAUGUGAAUGUGACGGUUGAUGGGAAGAAUUUGGUGGUGGGUGAUUCGGGUGUGGUGUUCGGGUCGCUUACUUGGGGGGAUGGGAAGCGACUCGUUCGGAGCCCCAUUUUGGUUACUCAAACGGAUCCAUUGUAGAUUGGAUUUAUUACAUGUUUCCUUCAUUUAUCACCUUAUUUUAAUAUCUCUUUAUUUUGUUGUUACCCAUUCAUUUGCAAUUCUUAAUUCACGAAUUUAUAGUGAAAA